Trichomonas vaginalis G3 is the source of this 301-nucleotide messenger RNA. Its product is annotated as organellar and viral DNA polymerase type B. The annotation marks the transcript as partial. The transcript has a single exon. The record is from RefSeq and is a predicted model, not a curated record. Lineage: Eukaryota; Parabasalia; Trichomonadida; Trichomonadidae.
AUGUAUCGGAAGUUGUCUAAGUUAGAACACUCGGAAAUAAAACAACUUCUUACAGAAGCUAAUAUAGAUGUUGCAAAUCAUUACGCAACAAACAAAAAAGCACUCGCUGACAUCCUCAAUGACUAUAAUGGUGCAAUAAGUUAUGAUAGAAUUCAUGAGUUCAUAAAGCCGCAACGCGGCGAGGACGAAGUCCAUGCAAGAGCAUUUCCUUUAAAUGACGUUGCUAUUGACUUAUAUCAUAGACGUUCAGUACCUCAUGAAGUAAGAAGAGAAAUGUUUGACAUAACAAAUGCAAACGUUG